This is a messenger RNA of Drosophila innubila, 1934 nucleotides long. RefSeq lists its product as uncharacterized. Bases 488 to 1750 code for a protein of 420 amino acids. NCBI's taxonomy places the organism in Eukaryota, Metazoa, Arthropoda, Insecta, Diptera, Drosophilidae. The record is from RefSeq and is a predicted model, not a curated record. The transcript has 7 exons.
UUCAGUCUUUAGUAAAAAAUCGGACAGCGAACACACGACGGCCCGGCGAACAGAAUUGAGAAGUGAGCGAAGAACGAACAAAAUAUGACAACGAAGCACAAAUACAGCAGCAGCAUAAAACGACUAUAAAACGAAACAGACAUUAGGAAAAACGAACUUAUAUAAGCAAAUAUUUACGUAUACAAAUACAUAUAUGCAUGUACUCGUUCUGUAUAAAGUGACAUUCGGGUGUACAGAAAAUUUCGCCAAGCAAUCAAAAUAAAAACGAUCGUGCGCUUUAUUGAGUUCAAUUAUUACAAAUUUUUAUUAAAAAUUAAAAAAUUAAGUAAGAUAAAUAUCGCGAUACCGACAAAAGAGAACCAAAGAGAAAUAGACUGGGUGAGAUUGAGAGAAGAGAGAACAGAACGCAAUAAAAUACUUGACUAUACUCAUAUCGGAGUUACCAAACAAGAAACUCAACGAUACUAACAACGAAAAGGUUAAGAAUAUGAACCAAACGAGACGAGGAAUUGGCGGCCUCGCACUUCCGGUGCUGCUAUUGACCGUGCUGCUGUUUGUGGCACAAGCCGAGAGUCGACCUUCGACGGAAAAUGAGUCUGAUAUUGCAUCUUUGCCGCCGAAAGCGGAUAAUGUGGAGUUGCAUCGUGUUAAACUUUUGGACGGCACCAUGACCGAGGAUCAUCCCAUUAUCAUGUACAAAGAGGACUUUGUCAACGAAGACUAUGAUCCCACCAAGAAUCAGACCAAAGGAAGCCAUCGUCGGACCUACAAGCAUCUGCAGCGUAGACGUCAUCAUCACAGUCACAGUCGACUGCCUGUGGAGAAGCAACAGGAGAAGAUCCUCUUCGAUGUGCUGCCCGAGAAGCCAAUCUUCAUUGGAGAUGCUGACGAUGACGCUGACGUUUAUAACUUUAAGGCCUCCUCGUUGCUGGAACCCACAAAGGAGGAAACGUUGCCAAAGUAUCCCAAGAAGUAUCACAGUCGACAGCGUCGCCAGACGUGGGGUUAUUCCUACGCUCCCCAACAGCAGCUACAAUAUCAUCCACAAUCGGGACCAGGACGUUACUAUUUGCCAGCCGAGCCUGCACGUAAUUACCAGCGACAUCCAGCUCGUGGCAAGGUGCCAAAUUAUCGCGGACCGCUGAACAUCUGGAGGAAAACGAAACCUGUUAUGCCAGUCAACAUAAACAAUCGUGACACCUUCCCCGAUUAUGAAGAUGAUAACAGUCUGUUCCACAACUCGAAUCCCGCUGAUGCCGAUUUCUCUGUCUUCAAUCGUCCCAGACCUGGCAAUAACAAUAGCGGCGGAGGCAGCAGCUCCAGCUCCAAUAGCUGGCAAUCCCCUCCAUUUAAUGGUUGGCAAUCGCCACCAGUGGAAGUGUCGGAGCCACAACCAAUUUGGGGAGAAAGCACAACCCGUCGUCCCUCAGGAGUCAGUAUACAGACCACAAGUGCGCCCUCAAUUGCCACACGGCGGCCGCUGACAACAACAACACAGCCACCAAGGCGGGAGACGGUGACCAGUGCACCUGGAGGCGGAAUAACCACUCCCAAGGUGUCCAACUGUGUCUGGGCCAUUGUCAACUGUUGUACGGACGGCAGCACGCAGAUACGUUAUAGCUGCUUUGAGGAGUUUGGCUGCCACGGAGCCUUCUGGGGCAUCAAUCCCUGUGCGGACAAUGUGCGCGACAAUGCGAUUGCCUCAUUAACGAGAUCCUUCUCAAGCGGUCCUCCAUCUCUCGGCAAAUAAUGGGAAUGGGAAUCUCAAUCUCAUUCUCUCCGAUUGCUUUACUAUGCCGGCUGUGCUCGCAUGCCGUUAAAGUAUUUGGAUUUGCUAAAUGCAGGAAAUCUACCACAUUAAUUUAUUCUAAACAUAGGUUUUAUACCCGACACAGUUAAUUAAAUAAACAAGUUUUAUUUGAUUCAAAUUCAAA